AAGUAUCUUGCCAUAGCUCGGAACUAAGCCAGAGAUCCCAUUGUUUUUAUCUAUGACAUAAAAUGCAAGCAAGAAAAAAAAAAUGAAAUACCCAGAGAGAUUUAGGACCUACGGGAUAAGACACGCCGACAACAUCACUGAUAAGAUAAUUCGUUUCCUCGCAAUACCUACCCAAGAAGGCCGAAGCUUCACAAAAUUAUCAGAAAAGAAAAAAGGCAGAGAACAAAUGGAGACCAAUAUUGCAGGAUCUCAGGGGCUGCUUGGAGACCAGAGAGUUUUUUAAGUCCUAAUACGACACCGUUUGUUUCAUUUUUUUUGUCUUUUUGCCUUUUUUAACCUUUUGAAAUCUUCAUUGCUUUCGCUCCGACUGAGAGUUGCUCUUUCUCCUCCAAUGUAUAAUCGCUCGAAUCUGAAUCCAAAAAAUAAGAGAGACAGAGAGCGAAUAGUAUGCGUUAAUGGCUCAGACCAAAUCGAGCUCAAGAGUCGAUCAAAGUCAAGUACCAAAUAAAUGGCCAGAAUUUCAAUGCGAGACCUCUUUCGAAUCAGACUCAGAAACACCUCUCUCAGCCAACACCGCCCUCCUGUUCUAGCCCCUCCCAAACAGAACUACCUCUUUUCAGCUCCAUACUCCUCUUCUUUUCCUUAUAUUAAAGAUAGGCCCAACUCUAUUUAUCACCCAAGUGUUGAACUUCUCAAAUCAUGUCAAAACACAAGACAUCUCUUUCAAGUCCAAUCUCAGUUGAUCACUCGUGGGCUAUUUCCCUUUUGGUCUUCUAGGCUUCUAAAACAUUAUUCAGAUUUUGGUAAUAUUGAUUAUACCAUUUUGGUUUUUAGAUAUAUUGAUUCGCUACGUACUUUUUGUGUAAAUAAUGUUAUUAAGGCAUACUCACUCAGUUCUAUUCCACAGCAAGCUGUGGUUUUCUAUUUUGAGAUGCUGCAAAUUGGGUUCUCUCCAAAUAGUUAUACUUAUGUUUCACUCAUUGGUUCUUGUGCAAAGAUAGGGUGUGCCCAAUCUGGGCAAAAGUGCCAUGGGCAAGCUUUGAUUAAUGGGGUUGAUCGUAUUUUGCCAGUUCAGAACUCAUUGAUUCAUUUCUAUAGUUGUUGUGGGCUUGUAGAAUUUGCUAGGAAGGUGUUCGAUGAAAUGACUCAAAGGGAUUCGGUGUCUUGGAAUUCAAUUAUUAAUUUGUAUGCGGGCAUUGGUGAGUUGGGUGUUGCUCAUGACAUUUUUGAUGUAAUGAUCGAGAGAAAUGUCAUUUCAUGGAAUACCAUGAUUAAUGGAUACUUGAAGGGUAAUAACCCCGGGUGUGCAUUGAUGCUAUUUAGGAAAAUGAUGAAUAGUGGAUUGCGAGGAAACGAUAGAACUAUAGUUGGUGUGCUUAGCGCUUGCGGUAAAUCAGCUAGGCUAAAAGAAGGACGUUCUGUUCAUGGCUUUUUAAUCAGAACGUCCCUGAAAUUGACUAUAAUUCUUGAUACAUCUUUGAUAGAUAUGUAUAGUAAAUGCCAGAAGGUGGAACUGGCACGGAGAAUUUUUGAUAGCAUGUUACAUAAGAAUUUGAUUUGCUGGAAUGCAAUGAUUUUGGGCCAUUGCAUUCAUGGAAAUCCAGAAGAUGGGCUUAAUUUAUUUGCAGAAAUGAUAUCAGGAGAUGGAGAAGCCAUUCCCGAUGAAGUUACUUACAUAGGGCUUCUUUGUGCAUGUGCUCGAGCAGGAUUGUUGACGGAGGGCAGAAACUUUUUUAGCCAAAUGAUGCAUAAGUAUAGUCUAAAGCCAAAUUUCGCACAUUACUGGUGCAUGGCUAAUCUUUAUGCCGGUGUUGGCCUAGUUCAAGAAGCAGAAAAUAUACUAAGGAACAUAGCAGAGGGUGAUGAGAAUGUGUUAUCAGAAUCCUUGGUUUGGGCUAAUUUGCUCAGUUUAUGCCGUUUCCAAGCAAAUGCCACUUUUGGAGAAAGGAUAGCAAAAUGUCUAAUAAAUAUGGAACCUUGGAAUUUCUCGCACUAUCGGUUGCUGCUCAAUGUCUAUGCUGUGGCAGGUAAAUGGAAUGAUGUUGCUGGGGUAAAAGAGAUGGUGAAAGGAAGAAGGAUGAGAAGAAUGCCAGGGUGUAACCUUGUGGACUUGAAAGAAAUUGUUCACAAUUACAGAGUGGGGCAUUGUUUGCAAGAGGGAAUUGAAGAAAUCAACAUGAUGAUAGAUGAAGUGGCUGAAAGACCAAGUUCGUGAAUUGCUGGUUGAGAACAACGGACAUUGAGCAUGUCAUGCCAUGUACUGGAACUUGACCUCAAAGGCUAUGUGGGUGAGGAAGGUAUUGAUAUCCCUCUGCUAAAGCAAUUACUGAAAUAGGCAUACCUUCUCAUUUCGUCAGCGAGAAUGUUUUAUUAAUAAAAAUUUUGUAGUUGGUUGAUAAGGAUAGUAGUAGGUCAUUUUUUGAACUUGAUAAAAGGGCUUGUCAAGGAAAAAAGUUCCAUUAACAGAAUGGAAUUGUAACCACACGAUUCCAAUUGAUUAAAGAUUUAAACACAAGGAUUGAACUCUCAAAAUGUGCUUCCUAUUUCAAUUUCUGAUAGACUAUUUUAAGGUUGCGUGUUCUCUUCA
This is a messenger RNA of Hevea brasiliensis (rubber tree), 2587 nucleotides long. RefSeq names its product pentatricopeptide repeat-containing protein At3g51320. Bases 509 to 2215 code for a protein of 568 amino acids. Gene Ontology annotation, biological process: RNA modification. The transcript has a single exon. The record is from RefSeq and is a predicted model, not a curated record. NCBI's taxonomy places the organism in Eukaryota, Viridiplantae, Streptophyta, Magnoliopsida, Malpighiales, Euphorbiaceae. Gene Ontology annotation, molecular function: protein binding; RNA binding.